AGCGUUCCCGGAAGUCUCGCGAUGUUGCGCCUCUGGGCUGAGAAACUCAUUACUCUGUUGGCCGACUAGCAUGUACUGAACUGCAAAUGUACUGUACUUAACUGCAAAUGUUUGAUUAAGAUGUUGGCAUAUUCAGUCCUGUGAUGUUUAACGAAGACCGAGGGAUUAUUUUUAAGUGUAAAACAGGAAGCGGACGACUGGCAAGCUGGUAACGUUACAGUACAGGUGUCCUGCUGCAAUGUCAAGGCGGAGCAGGAACAGCCGGGCAUGGCGUUACGUAUGGAGUGGAAUACGGCGAGACGCUGAUUCCCGAGUGCAGGUACUGGCCUCAGAGAGUCAGGAGUGGGGCUACGAACGCUUACAGUACAGUGACUCAGACUCUGAGCCAGACUACCGGCUCGUGGUGCCACCGGUCCCCAGUGCCGUGCCCGUUACCGGAGAGUCGUACUGCACCUGCGACUCCCAGGCAGAGCCCAGCUGCAACCCACGUCUCCGGGGCUUCCACCGCAUCAAAGACUGCCACUGUGGAGAGGAAGACCAGGACUUCGACUGGGUGUGGGACGACAGUAACCGCUCCACGGCCACGUUGAUGACCUGCGACAACCGCAAAGUCAACUUCCACACAGAGUACAGCUGUGGCACAGCGGCCAUCAGAGGUUCCAAGGAGCUGGCAGAUGGCCAGCACUUCUGGGAGAUCAAGAUGACAUCACCAGUGUACGGGACAGACAUGAUGGUAGGCAUCGGAACCUGUGACGUGAACCUGGAUAAGUACAGACAUACCUUCUGCAGCCUGUUGGGGAAAGAUGAUGACAGCUGGGGUCUCUCCUACACUGGUCUGUUGCAUCAUAAAGGAGACAAGGUGAACUUCUCCUCACGUUUCGGCCAGGGCUCAAUCAUCGGAGUGCACCUGGACACAUGGCACGGAACACUCACCUUCUUUAAGAACCGCAAGUGCAUAGGCGUGGCGGCUACGGCGCUACAGAACAAGCGUUUCUACCCCAUGGUGUGUUCCACAGCAGCCAAGAGCAGCAUGAAGAUGAUCCGAUCCUGCUUCACGCCCACUUCCCUGCAGUACCUGUGCUGUGCCCGCCUCCGUCAGCUCCUCCCUGAGUGCCCAGACACCCUGAGCGUCCUGCCGCUGCCCCCUGGCCUGCGCCACCUGCUGCACAAUAAGCUGGGCUGGGUCCUCAGCCUCAACAACGGCCUCCUGGGGGCCCCAGAGGGGGAAGAAGGGAGUGUGGGGGGCUUGGGGUCUGACUCAACCCCUACGCCCCCCUUGGCCGGGGCCUUGUCCUCUGAAAGCGAUGACUCUGAGGGGUGUUCGUCGGACCCUGAGGCAUGUCAGAGGAAGAGAUGUCGUUGGACGUGACGGGAAUCCGACGUGACCCCCAAUGUAAACACAUGGGGUGUGUCCUAAAUGACACCCUAUAGUGCACUACUGGCCAAAGGCCCAUAGGACUCUUUGUCAAUAGGGUGCCAUUUGGAUUCAGCCAUGAACUGGACUGAAUCCCUGCCCCCUCCCUGAGACACACUCAAGUUAUAAUCCCUUACACACAUACGCACGCACACACGUUAUCGUUAAUGGGUGAACCCAGGACCUGGGGACAGUGUUGUGGAAACAUUUUAAUCAAGAUAUGCAACAAGAAGAAUGACAUGGAAUCAAUGAAAAGAGACCAAGUGCAGAAUUAUGUGAAUUGUCACCAUGCUUCUUCCUUGUCUAUGAAAAGCUGGUUGGAUUGCUAUAGGAGUGGCCCGUAAAGGCCAUAUUUUAAGCUUCUGUUUUAGCUGACCGAAGAACGAAAGUUGAGUUGUCAAAAUGUCGUCUCCGGGACAUUUACUUGUUACAUUUAUAUGUUCUUGCUCUGCAGGUAAUACACAGUUCAAGUAAUCAGUUUGACAGUUGUGAAACAAAGUUAUUUUGUUGUUAAUCAACACAUUUGUUUCGGAGCAGGAGCAAACUUUUAUUCUUUCUUUUAUUUAGAUCAGCUUGACAAUGUAUUCCCCUGAAUUAUUUUUGUCAUAUCGACACAACUUUUUUAUUUAUUUUUGUAACACGUUUUAGGGGGGGUUCUGAUUCAUUUUUCACUCAAUACUGCUGUCGUAUUAGAUAUUGGUUGGGGGAGUGAUGACUGUUAUACACACCCUCUAUGUUGAACUGUGAGUAGUCAUGCACCGUUCUUAUACCGACCUCCCUGUUAUGCUCUACUUCUGCUUGAUGGUAGUCUGUUAGUCACACAGACAUUUGCUUUAGUUGUCACCCCUGUGCAUCCAAUGGUUGGGUUGCAGACAGUUUACUGAAUAAAGAAGGCAAAGGGGGUAGAAAAGGGGUGUCCACAUAUUAUAAUAAAUAUAUGUGUAUUUUUCAGUGUACAAUGUUUAUUUUAUGCAUCAAAACACUUGUGUAUACCGUGCAUUUGGAAACUAUUCAGACCCCUUGACUUUUUCCACAUUUUAUUACAUUAGCCUUAUUCUAAAAUUGAUUCAAUUGUUAUUUGUUCUCAUCAAUCUAUACACAAUACCCCAUAAUGACAAAGCAAAACCAGGUUUAUAUAAAUGUUAACUUAAAAAAUGUUUUUUUUAUAAAUUUGCUAUCACAUUUACGUAAGUAUUCAGAUAAGGUUUUCAUCAAGGAUCACACUAUACUUUGCUUAGUUUCUUUCCCUCAAUUCUGACUACUCUCCCAGUCCCUGCCGCUGAAAAACAUCCCUCCAGAAUGCUGCCACCAUACAUAAAGGCCUGAUUGGUGGAGUGCUGCAGAGAUGGUUGUCCUUCUGGAAGGUUAUCCAAUCUCCACAGAGGAACUCUUGAGCUCUAUCAGGGUUCUUGGGUCUUGGUGGUUCCAAACUUCUUCCAUUUAAGAAUGGAGGCCACUGUGUUCUUGGGGACCUUCAAUGCUGCAGAAAUGUUUUGGUUACCCUUCCCCAGAUCUGUGCCUCGACACAAUCCUGUCUUGGAAUUCGACGGACAAUUCCUUCGACCUCAUGGUUUUUGCUCUGAUCUGCACUGUCAACUGUGGGACCUUUAUAUAUACAGGUGUGUGCCUUUCCAAAUCAUGUCCAAUCCACAGGUGGACUCCAAUCAAGUUGUAGAAACAUCUCAAAGAUGAGAUCAAUGGAAACGGGAUGCACCUGAGCUCAAUUUCGAGUCUCCUAGCAUAGGGUCUGAAUACUCAUGUAUAAGGUAUUUGUUUUUUUAUUUUGAAUACAUUUGCUAAAAUUUCUAAAGCAACUCUGUAAUGUUACAAACUGUGGAAAAAGUGAAGGAGUCUAAAUACUUUCCCAAUGCACUGUAUAAACGGGAUAUAUAAAUGGAUCUUCUAUGCUAUGUAAUGUUCAUACUGUAUGUGUAGGCCUUUAUUCUUAUCUUGAUCUCUGUCAAUCUUUCUCUCCAAUAAUGUAUAUCUAAAGCAUGGCCUUUGACUGAAACUAAUAUGAAUAGGUGAAAUAUGCACAGAACUAUCGCUGUAUUGGCAAGUUUUUUUUUUUGGUCAAAUUAUCUGUGCUUUUUGCCUUUUUCCCCCCUGGUUCCAGCAAAUGUUUAAUCUUUAAUAAUAAUUUACAUUCAGUAUUCUCUGCUAGGUUGCAAUAACAAUAUAAAUCUUAUGUUUGCACACCAAUGUUCCUCCCAAGAACUAAGGAUUAAGUAAGUAAUGUUUGCUGGUCUAAAGAACCUACAAUGGCACAAUGCAAAUACCUUGGCAUAUCAACAUCAAAUAAAAUACAAAUCAACCUUU
Messenger RNA from Oncorhynchus keta (chum salmon), 3733 nucleotides. Its product is annotated as SPRY domain-containing SOCS box protein 3-like. Gene Ontology annotation, molecular function: protein binding. Gene Ontology annotation, cellular component: SCF ubiquitin ligase complex. NCBI's taxonomy places the organism in Eukaryota, Metazoa, Chordata, Actinopteri, Salmoniformes, Salmonidae. Bases 239 to 1369 code for a protein of 376 amino acids. The transcript is spliced from 7 exons. Gene Ontology annotation, biological process: proteasome-mediated ubiquitin-dependent protein catabolic process. The record is from RefSeq and is a predicted model, not a curated record.